UCAAGAAGAACUUUUGCCGCGCGACGCCGCCGAUGAAUACUAGUUGCGAACUCGAGUCCUAUGUGUGGCCUCGUGGCGACUGCUCGCUCCCGGAGCAUGGCAAGUUUGCGAGCCAGCAGGAUGUCCCGACCAUUGAUCUGGCUGGUGGAUCCAAAGCCAAGGUUGAUGAGAUUGGCAGAGCGUGCAGGCAGAGUGGAUUCUUCCAGGUCGUCAAUCACGGUGUGGAUCACGAGCUUGUAAACCAGGUGCAUGCGAGUGCUCGCCAGUUCUUCGAAUUCCCCAGCGACACCAAGUUACGAGCGGCUCGCUCCGCCGGGAACAGCUUUGGAUUCGCCGGCAAGUUUGCUGGGAGGUUCAAAUCCAAGUGCCCCUGGAAGGAAACAUUCUCGCUUCAGUACACGCCGAACUCAAACAUCAAGGACUACAUGAUCAAAGUUUACACCGCGGAACAGCAUGAGCAGCAUUGUGCUCGCUACGAGACUUACUGCAAGGCAAUGGAGAAGCUGGGACGAGAGCUGAUUGAGCUGAUUGCGCAGAGCUUGGAGCUGGCUCCCGAUGCUUUGAACAGCUACUUCGACGAUGGCUUCUCCAUCUUCCGGAUGAACAUGUACCCGCCGUCGGAGCACUUCCCGCGGCUGCUGGGGACGGGGCCUCACACCGACCCGUGCGCAUUAACAAUUCUCCACCAGGAUGAAGUUGGAGGACUGCAAGUGUACAACAGGGACGAGACUUGGGUCACAGUCGAGCCCCGUGCCGAUGCGUUUGUCAUCAGCAUCGGUGACACAUUCCAGGCACUGUGCAACCAUCGCUACAAGAGUGCCAAGCACCGCGCAGUGAUCCAUGCCACCCGAGCCAGGCACUCGCUGGUUUUCUUCAUCAACCCGGGGCUGGACACGGUGAUCCGGCCGAUUCCGGAGCUGGUGGUCAAGAGCAAAGUAGACGAAGAGCAAGAUCGCGAGAGGCCGUGCGUGGAGUUUAAUUGGGGGCAGCUGCUAGAAUUCACGCAGAAGCACUAUAGAACCGAUGUCCACACGCUGGACGCGUUUGAGAGCUACUUGAGGAAAACGAGCCAAGCAGCGUGAGGACGGACAGGGAAGAACGAAUGUAAAUUUGCCAAAGAUCAUCGAGCAGAGGAGGACACAAAGUCACUGUUUUUUGUGAAUAUAGUAUACAUCAUCAAAGGUGGAUUGAUAUUUUUAUAUAUAUAUAUAUAUACAUAUAAUAUUCA
Messenger RNA from Selaginella moellendorffii, 1228 nucleotides. Its product is annotated as gibberellin 20 oxidase 1-D. NCBI's taxonomy places the organism in Eukaryota, Viridiplantae, Streptophyta, Lycopodiopsida, Selaginellales, Selaginellaceae. The record is from RefSeq and is a predicted model, not a curated record. Gene Ontology annotation, molecular function: dioxygenase activity. The coding region runs from base 33 to 1082 and encodes 349 amino acids. The transcript is spliced from 3 exons.